Molecule: messenger RNA, 608 nt
Organism: Drosophila novamexicana
Lineage: Eukaryota; Metazoa; Arthropoda; Insecta; Diptera; Drosophilidae
Product: DNA replication inhibitor plutonium
Exons: 3
Coding region: 58-573 (171 amino acids)
Molecular function (GO): protein binding
Source: RefSeq, a predicted model, not a curated record
UAAAAGUGCAGGCCCUGAAAAAGUGCCGUUAUUGUAAAUAAUUUUCGGUUUGAAACAAUGAAUGUAAUUGGGCGAAUGAAUGCACUUGAUUGUGUUGGCGAGGAUGACGUUAUGUCAUUACGCAUUAUAUGCACGCUGGCACGUAAUCAUAAAUACAACAUAGAAGAGCUGGACAAAUACGGUAAUACGGCGCUACUCAAAGCCUGCUAUCUUGGCAAGUUUGAGUGUGCACGGGUGUUGCUAGACAUUGGAGCUAAUAUUUACGCCAUCAAUUAUUUUGGGCAGAACGCCUUAACACUGGCUACCUAUGCUGGUCAUUUGCAGUUAGUGGUCGAAUUGCUGCGCCGCCGUCCAUACCAGGACUUUAAUCUUUCUUCGCUCACACCUGCCGCUUGUGUGGCUGCAAUGCGUCAGCAUAAGGCUCUAGAGGACUAUUUUAUGCGCUUAGACCCAAUGGGAACACCAGCGUUGCAGACCGUGCAUGGCCUUGGAAUAAAUAGCUUGCGGCAUAUGGUAAAAUCAAAACUAAAGACGAAACAAUCGAAGCCAAUAUUUAUUAAUAUAAUUAAAUAAAUUGAUGUCAAAAUACCUAUUUGUAAACCAUUUUU